UGCAUAUAUAAGUAUAUAUUAAUUCGGCAAUUUGGGCCCAGGAGGUUUAUCAAUGAGGUUGAAGUCAAGAGGAGACUGAGCAGUCAACGCUCAGUCUAAAAGCAGUAUUUGCAUAUAACUUAAAUCAACACUACGAAGUAUUAAAACAAGUAUAUCUAUGUUUGCCGCCGUCUGUCAUCGUAUAAGCUAAGAAAGGCGACUGCUUAAACAGUCAGCACCAACACGCGGAGCCUAUCGCAACUCUGGUUGGUGGUUCGCUUUGAGACUCUGUGUAGUAACGUGACAACGUGACAGCGUUGCAGACCGACGUGUGGACGCGCUCCCCCUAAGCUAAACAGAGAGGUGUCCUCGACAAGCUUUUUGGGACGAGCCUCUGUCAAUUGGGCUGCCAAUGUAAAAUCACAAGAAGAAGGAUAUAUUAAAUCAAUAAAAUAAACGUAGAUAUCCAUUCUUAGAACUGCCACCACCACAAAUUAUGAACAAAAGCCCAUGUUGAGGCAGCUUCCGGAGCUAUCAAGGUUCGUGGUGCAUUGAUGGUUCAUGUUCAAACCAGCGCAUUCGCAGCAGGUCCGUCUCCUGAAAUUCGGCCGCAAUCCACACAGCCCACUCCCAACCGCUUUCCCUUUCCACCUUCACUUGCCUCUCGACGUCUGUUCACGAUACAGAGGGCAAUGGAACAUCGCCUGUAAUUCUGCAUUUAGUCCACUGACCCUAUUUCCUACGGUUCUUCCCCACGCUCGUUUUGACAGCCCUCCCGGCGCAUCCAUACCAUCAUGGCUGCGGUUGGCAGGUUCGGCCUCUUGGCCAUUGCGGUGGUAUUCCAUCUCAUCUAUCUUUUUUCUAUCUUUGAUAUUUACUUCGUUAGCCCAAUCGUUUCGGGCAUGCAACUUUUCGGCGUAGAACGCACCUCAAGUGUUAAAGCACCAGCUGACAGACUGGUACUCUUCGUUGGUGACGGUCUGCGUGCCGACAAGGCAUUUCAAUCCUUUCCCCAGCCAUUCCCGAAAUCCGAUGCGGAUCUGGUCCCACGACACCUCGCACCUUUCUUGAGAUCCAAAGUCCUAAACGACGGUACUUUUGGUGUCUCCCAUACCCGGGUCCCAACCGAAUCGCGCCCAGGUCACGUCGCUCUUAUUGCUGGCCUCUACGAGGAUGUGUCCGCUGUAGCAACCGGGUGGAAGUUAAAUCCGGUCAACUUCGAUAGCGUCUUCAACCGCAGUCGACACACCUGGAGUUGGGGCAGUCCUGAUAUCCUUCCCAUGUUUGAGCAGGGCGCAACGCCUGGACGAGUCGAUACUUACAUGUAUGGUGCGGAAGAAGAGGACUUUUCGCAGAGCGCCUACCAUCUUGACCAUUGGGUCUUUGACCACGUCAAGGAGCUCUUUGCUGAAGCCGCAACCAACAAGACUUUGGACGCCGCCUUGAGGAAGGAUAAGAAUGUGUUUUUCCUCCAUCUUCUUGGACUUGACACCACUGGCCACUCCUAUCGCCCAUACUCGCAAGAGUAUCUUUACAAUCUGCAGAUUGUGGAUCAAGGCGUCAAGGAAAUUACUGGGCUCAUUGAUAAGUUCUUCAAUGACGACCGAACAGCUUUUGUCUUCACUGCAGACCAUGGUAUGAGUGAUUGGGGUAGCCAUGGCGAUGGUCAUCCUGAUAAUACUCGUACACCAUUGAUUGCAUGGGGAUCGGGUGUUGCUAAACCAGAGGUCUAUAAGUCUGGUGGCGCGCCCGGUCACGACGAGUUCUCCGCUGACUGGGAUCUUGAUCACAUUCGCCGUCAUGAUGUAGCUCAAGCCGAUGUUGCCGCUUUGAUGGCUUACCUUGCUGGUCUUGAGUUUCCAGCAAACUCUGUUGGCGAACUGCCACUCUCGUUCUUAGCCGCUUCCACUCGUGAGAAAGCGGAAGCUUCUUUGGUCAAUGCUCGUGGUAUCCUGGAAAUGUAUAGAGUCAAGGAGGAGAAGAAGGCUGCUAACGAGCUCCGAUUCCGGCCUUAUGCACCCUUUUCAUCAGACGAAUCCUCCCCAAAUGCACGCCUUGAACAUAUUCAGACCUUGAUCAGCGCCGGAAAGUACGAGGAAGCGAUUGAAGAAACCGACGCACUAAUUCAAGUUGGACUCGAAGGACUGCGUUACUUGCAGACCUAUGACUGGCUGUUCCUCCGUGCUCUAAUAACGAUUGGCUACUUGGGAUGGAUGGCGUACGCCAUGACCACAGUCAUCAACCUAUAUGUUGUGGGCCAGACGCUUCCUGCAGACCGGCCUACCAUGUCCACUGUCUUCUUCUCCUCAACUCUCAUGCUUCUGUAUGCUUCUUUCAUCAUCUCGAAGUCGCCAGUAUCCUACUACGCAUACGCAUUGUUUCCCGUCGCUUUCUGGGAAGAGGUCUUUGCUUACCGCAAGAGUUUGAACCAAGGUCGCCAGAUUCUCUUUUCUCACAUCAAGUCUGCCAGUUCAGGAGCGACCUUCGGUCUUUAUGCAGUUCUUUACGUUGUCGUCAUCCAAGCGCUGGCUCUUGGAUACGAGUAUCGAGAACUCUUUACUAUUCUCUAUAUCCUAGGAGCAUUCUGGCCUGUUCUGAAUGGUGUUGCAUUUCUACAAAAGAAUGCGGCUCUCAGUAUCACAUGGGCGGUGACUUGUCUUGCCAUGAGCACAUUCACGCUGCUACCAGCUAUGAAGGUGGAGGACGUGUCGCUCAUUAUGGCUGGUGGUGCCUCUAUGGUGAUUAUUGGACUUCUUUACUUAACAUUUGAGAAUUUUGUGCUCGCAGGCUUCCAGUCCAAGGCGACGCCGGAAAAAGCGAAUGGCCGGGCGCUCGCCCGAACUUUGACCGGUGUUCAGAUUGGGUUGAUCAUACUGUCCAUGAUCGUGACUAGGUCUAGCGCACUGUCCUUGCAGGCAAAGACUGGACUGCCACUUGGUAACCAAGUCGUUGGAUGGAUCGUCAUCAUUGUAUCUCUGGCUAUGCCUUUUGCGUACCGUAUGGAACCAGACGGCCGCUACAUGCAUCGCCUCAUGAUGAUCUUCCUAACCUGCGCACCAACCUUUGUGAUCUUCGCUAUUUCUUACGAGGGUCUCUUCUAUGUAGCAUUUUCCAUCAUGCUUCUAACUUGGAUCAGAAUGGAAUACAGUGUUGAGGUCCGCGACAGGGAGAGUGGCAAAGCCAUCAGCAUGCUCUCAACUGGUUAUCGCCAACUUCGCCUGUCUGAUGCAAGAAUUGCGCUGUUUUUCCUCUUCCUGCUCCAAUCAGCUUUCUUCGGUACGGGCAAUAUUGCGUCAGUUUCUUCAUUCAGUCUGGAGAGUGUCAACCGCCUCAUCCCUGUCUUCGACCCGUUUUCACAAGGCGCCCUUUUGAUCCUCAAGAUUAUGAUUCCGUUUGCACUGAUAUCCGCGAAUCUCGGUGUAUUAAACCUUCGUCUUGGAGUUGCCCCGUCGGCUUUCUUCACUGUUGUCAUGGCUAUCAGCGACAUCUUGACACUCUAUUUCUUUUGGGUCGUCAAGGAUGAAGGCUCAUGGCUUGAGAUCGGCUCUACCAUCAGUCAUUUCGCAAUUGCCAGCUUGCUAGGCAUCUUUGUUGUAUCACUAGAAGCCGUUAGCGCAUUCUUCAUUGACGGUAUCGAAGUUGACGACGCUCUCAAGCAUGAUAGUGGUGCACCUACUUCAAAGCUUGACAAGGAAGAAUCGCCCAAGAAAAAUGGCAGCGCAAAGUCGAAGAAGAAGAAGGACAAGAAAAAUUAAGGCGGAUAUAAACCUGGUCCUCGCUGGAGUAGGCGAGAGAUUAUACUGGCAUUUGUUUGGAGAAUCCCGUUCUAGUUAGAUCUAGCCGGUUACAACAUCGUACUAAUUUAUGCAAAAGAGAAUAGACAAUGAAUAUUUGAAUGU
[Torrubiella] hemipterigena is the source of this 3878-nucleotide messenger RNA. The record is from the annotation of a GenBank genome assembly. NCBI's taxonomy places the organism in Eukaryota, Fungi, Ascomycota, Sordariomycetes, Hypocreales, Clavicipitaceae.